AAUCCCAAUGGCGACUGCAUCAUUGCCCACACACAAAAAGAUGCAAAAGACGGGCCACAGUUCCCGUGCACUACCCGGCCGGCUAAGGCCAAGAAGACCCCAAGAGCUAGGGCCGCCGAAUCGCCUGGUCGGGCCAAGACACUAUAAAAAUCUGCCUCCAGCACCUGGGAUCCUUGUCUGAAGCAAGCAAGCAAGCUAGCUAGCUAGCUAGCUGCACAUACCGGCCGGGGCCAUGGGGGUGAUGGGGUCGUCGUGCCUCGGCGGCGGCCUGCCGGUGGCCGUCAUGCUCUGCCUCAACGUGGUGGCGGCGGUCAUGGUGUCGCUCGUCAAGGUGGCCAUGGACGGCGGCAUGAACCCGCUUGUGAUCGUCACGCUGCAGCAGCUCACGGCCUCCGUCUUCCUCGCACCAAUAGCGUUCUUCAAAGAGAGGAAGUCGAGGCCAAAGCUGACGCUGGAGAUCUUCGCCUACAUCUUCGUCAGUGCGGCGCUCGGGGCAGCUCUGCGGCAGUACAUGAUCUUCGUCGCCCUGCGCUACACCACCGCCACCUUCGUCACCGCCUUCUCCAACAUCGCCCCCGUCCUCACCUUCCUCCUCGCCGUCGCAACGCGCUCAGAAGCACUGAACCUCAAGUCCAAGACGGGCAUGGCGAAGCUCCUGGGCACGCUGGUCUCCCUGGGCGGCGCCAUGGUGCUCACCCUCUACAAGGGCGUCGCCCUCACCCACGCGGCUUCGCAGCAGCACCUCCAUUCUCACCGGCCGCACGCGGACGCCGUGAGCCGCGGCAAGUGGACGCUGGGCACGGUGGCCAUCCUGGGCAACUGCGUCUGCCUCUCCUGCUGGUUCCUGCUCCACGGCCGCCUCGCCAGGAAGUACCCGCACGUCUACUCGUGCAACGCGCUCAUGUCCAUGCUCAGCUUCCUCCAGGUCGCCGUCGUCGGCCUCUGCACCCAGCGGAGCAUCUCGCCGUGGCUCGUCAAGAGCAAGUUCCAGAUCCUCACCGUCCUAUACGCUGGCAUCGUCGGGUGCGGCGUGUCGUUCGUGCUGGUGACAUGGUGCAUCGAGAAGAGGGGGGCCGUGUUCGUGGCCGCCUUCAUCCCCGUCGUGCAGAUCAUCGUCUCCGUCAUCGACUUCUCCAUCCUGCACGAGCAGCUCUACCUCGGAAGCGUGCUGGGAUCAGUUCUUGUGAUCGGCGGCCUGUACCUUCUGCUGUGGGGCAAGAGGCAGGAGGCCCUCCACUGCCCUCCAAAGGUUGCCGAAGACGCUGACAAGGAGCAGCAGCCGGUGCACACCUGAAGCUAAGACACCAUCCCCUGCUGACUGUUGGGUUGUAACAGUUCCAGCAAUAAGAUCUCCUUUCUCUCUUUCGGUGUGUCAGGGCAGGAGGGGCCAUGAUGCUCUUCUCAGAUCAGUCUGGUGGCAGCAGAGUGUUUAGAUUCUAAUCCAAACAGUAGGAUGAUAUCUUAAAAUCCUUCUGAUAGCAACAUCAUAGACGGACUCACUAUCAGCCAUUUUGUAGUCCUCUUGAGAAAUACUACAGAGUACUGGAGGGUAGAUUUUUCUGCACAUAUAGGCACCUUUUCUUAUAAUUAAUUAAUUAAUUAAUACUA
This is a messenger RNA of Panicum hallii, 1608 nucleotides long. Its product is annotated as WAT1-related protein At3g30340-like. The transcript has 7 exons. Gene Ontology annotation, molecular function: transmembrane transporter activity. The coding region runs from base 233 to 1294 and encodes 353 amino acids. Gene Ontology annotation, cellular component: plasma membrane. The record is from RefSeq and is a predicted model, not a curated record. Lineage: Eukaryota; Viridiplantae; Streptophyta; Magnoliopsida; Poales; Poaceae.